Rosa chinensis is the source of this 3073-nucleotide messenger RNA. RefSeq names its product protein TSS. Gene Ontology annotation, molecular function: protein binding. Gene Ontology annotation, biological process: organelle organization. Lineage: Eukaryota; Viridiplantae; Streptophyta; Magnoliopsida; Rosales; Rosaceae. Bases 690 to 1307 code for a protein of 205 amino acids. Gene Ontology annotation, cellular component: cytoplasm. The record is from RefSeq and is a predicted model, not a curated record. The transcript has 5 exons.
UUUUCCCACACUUGCAUUUACUCCCCAAACCCUAACCGAGCACAACUCAUUUUCUCCCAACUCUCCUCUUCAUCCUUCCCCGCCUCCGACCAGCACUUUUAUCUCUUCUCCUUCUCUCUCGCUUCCUUGUCCUUCCAAACCCUACUCUCUCUCUCUCUCUCUCUCUCUCUCUCUCUCUCUCUCAGUUUCUAGUUCACCAACAUCGAGAAAAUCGAGAGCUCUGCGGCUCCGAUUCAUUUCGUAGAGACCGAGGGAUUCGAGGUCGGAGAUUUCCCGACGGUGAGUUUGAAUUUGGAAUUGGUGCGGAAGCUGGAGUCGGCGCUUGGGGUUUCUCUGGGAGGCUCGGUGACGGACAUGGCGGUGGUGAUAGCGACGACUUCAAUUGAGUUGAUAAUUGGAUUUUUGGUGGUGCUGUGGCGGAGAUCGUCUGAUAAGACUAGUCGGGUGGUGAAGCAGCUGGCUGUGCCGCUUAAGGAGGAGGAAGAUGAGUUUGAGGUUGCGUCAGGCAAGACUAGGGUGACUAUUUUCUCUGGGACUCAGACCGGCACCGCUGAAGCGCGCUGGAUUACUACAGAAUGCGGAAGAUUGAUAGUUUCUCCUGGUGAUAUUGAACGACAAUUGCUUUUUGUUGUCUUUAGGUCAAGCUAUUGGAGAAGCUAUCACAUGUGCAGUCCCUUUGCAUUCAUGAGAUGAUAGUGCAAGCUUUUAAGCACAUACUUCAGGCAGUGAUUGCUGCUGUUAAUAACACUGAGAAAAUGGCUGCCUCGAUUGCUGCUGCAUUGAAUCUUAUGUUGGGGGCUCCAGAAAAUGAAGAAUUCAAUAAGUCUUUCAAUGUGCAUUCCCUUGUGUGGAGAUGGUUGGAAGUAUUCUUGCGAAAGAGAUAUGGAUGGGAUGUUAGCAGCUUCAACUACAAUGAUGUGAGGAGAUUUGCGAUUCUAGGUGGCCUGUGUCAUAAGGUGGGCAUUGAGAUGGUUCCACGAGAUUUUGAUAUGGAGUCUCCAAAUCCAUUUCAGAGUUCUGAUAUUGUCAGCUUAGUUCCAAUACAUAAGCAAGCUGCAUGCUCUUCGGCAGAUGGUAGGCAACUAUUGGAGUCAUCAAAAAGAGCCUUAGAUAAGGGAAAACUUGAAGAUGCAGUUGCAUAUGGCACUAAGGCUACAAUUUAUCAACAAAGGGCUCUGGAUAUCAAUGAGAGAGAAUUAGGGCUUGACCAUCCAGACACCAUGAAGAGUUAUGGGGAUCUUGCUGUGUUCUAUUACAGACUUCAACAUACAGAGCUGGCUCUCAAGUAUGGUCUUUUGCUUGUUUAAAGUGUUCUUUUCAUAUGGAAUUUCUUAAAACUUAUAUGGGGAAUCGUUUUUUGACUGCCAAUUGGUUGCUUUGAAUAAGUCACAAUCCUAUUGGUUCAAGCUCAUGUUUUUUAAUGGCACAUCUCUUUGGACCCUAAAAUUCAUUCAUUUCUACAUGACUAGAUUUUAACAUCAUGAUUCCUUCAACAUAUGGAACUGUCCAACUGGGUAUUUGGCAAUAACCAAUUUUGUCUUGCUUUGCGAAAGUAUCUCAAUUAUACAAAGAAAAACAUGACAGGAGAGAGAUUAUUGUAUAUGUACCUUCACUUAAAACUAGAUUAUAUCAUAAUUUUAUAGGUCAUUCUUUUGGCUGAAAUGUUAACUUUUCUGGGUAAUGAAACUGAUUUGUAUCAACAAAUAUAAUUUUCUGGGUAAAGAGCAAAGGAGCAUGAAAGUCUUUUAAAAAAGAGAGAGUUCCAACAAGGGUCAGUAGCUAGCUUCCCGAUUUCACCACCCUACUGACUGUCCUAAACUCUUGGGGUCCAUCUGACUUUCAUUCUAGGAAUAUCUAUACUACUAUUGUGCGUUAGAUACUUAUGCUUCUAAUACAAGCAUGCUUCGUCUUAUGGCAAAACAUUGCAAUAUCAUGGAGUCUUUAACAUCAUUCUUCAUUCUUGCAUUCUUGGAUUUGGUGGUGUUCCAAGUGCUGCCUGUUAGUUGGAGGCAAUUUACAUACUAAAGAAUCAAUUACUUGGUGGUUUUACAUCUGUAAAUGAGAGGAGGAGGUUGUUGAUCAAUUGGGAACUAGCAGUGCUUUUUCCUCAUCAUGUCUUGUGUAUGUGUGUAUAGGGUUUCACUCUAUUCAAUUUCGGAAAUGCAAGCAAGUUUGUUUGUAUAGGGAAUACCAGAGUACUGUAGGCAUAAUUGACUACAUUGAAGUAGAACCAAUUUUUUCUUUGGUUGAUUUGAUCAAACAGAACUAAUCUGAUACAGUUAUUUGGUUAUUCUCUGGUGACUUCUCUUUGCACUUGUUGGCCUUCAACUUUUAUACCUUUUCCAAUUAAAUUUGGCCACCAGUAAAUCAUUGCUCCUGUUUUGUUGUUUGUUAUGUAAUUUUCCCUUGAUUAGAUACAUAAAUUCCCAGUUCGUAGUUGCAGAUUUUUAUUAAUGGCAGCAUCAAAAGCUGGGAUGUUUGUGUGACUUUUCAUCUUUCCUUAGGUUUGCGUUUUCCUUUAUGCAUGUCCCUUGUUUAUAUAUAUAUUAUAUGCAUUCUGUACUGCUUUUACUGCUUGUGAUGUUGUAGUUAUGGUUCUGAGCUGGGUGCUAUUCCCCGUAGCCAGUUAUCUGUUGGUUAUUUUAUCUUUCGUAUGAAAGAAGUAAUAAGUGAGUACAUACUUUGAUGUAGCAGGUAUACAGUUGCUUUGGUUCUCCCUUUGUUUAUUUUCAACAAUUUGUUACUGAGGCUAUUAAACCUUUCUGAAUAAUAAUAGUAGAGAUUUUUGAUCAAAUAACUGAGGUUGAUGCUUUUUGAUGCAGGGCUUUCCGAGGGUAAACAAAAGGAUGUACUUAGAGCUGCUGGUACAUUGUUUUCAUUUGUAAGGUUUAGGCAGGGUUAAUGUGCAUCACACAUUUAUGUACAAGUAUAAGUUUAUGGUUAGGGUUAAUGUUGGGAUAGAGUGACUGUUGGAUAUAAGGAUGAAUGUAUCAAAUCUUUACAUACAUGUAUGUGUUUUGGAUGUGUUGUCAUUUGGAUUCCAUAUGUGCAGAAUGUAGGUAUUUUGAAUGUC